Messenger RNA from Dovyalis caffra, 1617 nucleotides. The record is from the annotation of a GenBank genome assembly. NCBI's taxonomy places the organism in Eukaryota, Viridiplantae, Streptophyta, Magnoliopsida, Malpighiales, Salicaceae.
AUGGCCAUUAUCUCUUCUCUUAGGCACUUCUUGUUCUUAGCUCUCCUGCUUGGCUAUGGUGUUUUUGAGCUUGAGGCUUCACAUCGUAUUUACGAGGAUCUUCAAAGUCUUGAACCGACUGGUAUUACUUCUACCACAAGACAACAACCUUAUAGGACUGGUUAUCACUUUCAACCAGCCAAGAAUUGGAUGAAUGAUCCUGAUGCACCAAUGAUAUACAAGGGAAUUUACCACUUCUUCUACCAAUACAAUCCUAAACGUACUGUGUGGGGCAACAUUGUCUGGGGCCACUCUGCAUCAACUGAUCUUGUCAAUUGGAUCCCACAUAAGAUUCCCAUCUACCCAUCCCAACCGUCCGAUAUCAACGGUGCAUGGUCCGGUUCAGCCACGAUUCUCCCCAACGGGAAACCAUACAUUCUCUACACUGGAAUCAACCCAAGAGAUGACCAAGUUCAAAAUCUGGUUGUGCCCAAGAACGCAUCUGACCCAUACCUUAGAGACUGGGUCAAAUCUCCAAAAAAUCCACUGAUGGCACCCACUGCUCAGAACCAAAUCAAUUCGAGCUCGUUUAGAGACCCAACCACUGCUUGGCUAGGGCAUGAUGGGAGAUGGAGAGUGAUCAUUGGAAGCAAAAUUCACCGUGAAGGAUUAGCCAUUCUUUAUAGAAGUAAAGAUUUUGUUCAUUGGACUAAAUCCCAACGUCCAUUACAUUCAGCCAAGGGCACAGGAAUGUGGGAGUGCCCUGAUUUUUUCCCAGUCUACAUUAAUAGUCAAAUCGGUGUUGACACGUUAGUUUUAGAUAAAAACGUUAAGUAUGUCCUUAAACUUAGCUUGGAUGAUACUAAGCACGAUUACUACACAAUUGGAACAUAUAACCAGACAAAGGAUGUUUAUACACCUGAUAAGGGAUCUGUAGAUGGCGAUUCAGGAUUAAGAUAUGAUUAUGGAAAAUUUUAUGCUUCCAAAACUUUCUUCGAUAGCGCUAAGAAUCGCAGGAUCUUGUGGGGUUGGAUCAAUGAAUCUUCAAGUGUUGAGGAUGACGUCAAGAAGGGCUGGUCUGGAGUUCAGGCAAUUCCCAGAUCUCUAUGGCUUGACAAAUCUGGCAAACAACUUGUGCAAUGGCCAAUAAAGGAAAUCGAAAAGCUUCGUGUGAAUCCGAUCAACUUGAGUAAUAAAGAGCUCAAGGGAGGGUCAGUGCUGGAAGUUCCUCACGUCACAGCCGAGCAGGCAGACAUCGAGAUUUCAUUUGAGGUAUCCAAGUUUGGAAAAGCAGAAGUACUAGACCCAAGGUGGACCAACCCACAAUUGCUUUGUAGCCAGAAGGGUGCUUCAGUUAGAGGCAGUCUAGGUCCUUUUGGGUUACUAGUUUUGGCUUCAAAAGGCAUGCAGGAGCGGACAGCAGUGUUCUUUAGAAUAUUCAAAGGCCACAACAAAUAUAUUGAUCGUUCCAUAGUGGAGAGCUUUGGUGGGGGAGGAAAGAGUUGCAUCACAGCAAGAGUUUAUCCAACAUUGGCUAUAAAUGGUGCUGCCCACUUGUAUGCUUUCAAUAAUGGAACUGAAAGUGUCAAGAUUGCAAGAUUGAGUGCUUGGAGCAUGAAGAAAGCUCAAAUAAGCUGA